Molecule: messenger RNA, 364 nt
Organism: Medioppia subpectinata
Lineage: Eukaryota; Metazoa; Arthropoda; Arachnida; Sarcoptiformes; Oppiidae
Source: the annotation of a GenBank genome assembly
AAACAAUUGAUUGGUUUUUGAAUGAAAUAAUUGAAUGAAUGAAACGAUUCGUGAUUUGAACCACAAAUACAUCACUCGAUCGCGCAUUUGAUCCCAACUUUUUGGACAACCAUUGAAUACAAUGUCCGGCGAAGAGGAGACCGCUGUCUAUAUGAAUGGUGUGAACAAUAGUGACAACAAAGACACCCAUAAUGUAGUGAACGGUGACUCAAAUGUGGAUUCAUUCCUCUUCACGUCUGAAUCGGUAGGCGAAGGACAUCCAGACAAAAUGUGUGACCAAAUAAGUGAUGCCAUUCUCGACGCCUACCUCUCUAUGGAUGCGGACGCGAAAGUGGCCGCAGAGACGGCCACUAAAGGCGAUCUC